Molecule: messenger RNA, 459 nt
Organism: Cornus florida
Lineage: Eukaryota; Viridiplantae; Streptophyta; Magnoliopsida; Cornales; Cornaceae
Product: RING-H2 finger protein ATL67-like
Exons: 1
Coding region: 1-459 (152 amino acids)
Biological process (GO): protein ubiquitination
Source: RefSeq, a predicted model, not a curated record
AUGGCAAACCAUGGAAUCUCUUUCCUAUUCCAAUUUCGACAUCUCCUUGUUCCACUUGGAGUUAUAGCUUUUGCUGCCUUUAUAUACUACUAUGCAAUCGCUUGUUGCUGCUGUCUGCGCGGUCGUGGUGGCCCACAACACCGGCCCAUAAUCGUGUCCGAACUCGGAGAAAUACAGAUCGCGGUGGAGAAUCCGGUGGCAGAGCCCAUCCCAGCCCAUAAGCAUCAGAAGGGUACGGGCCUUGUGGGAGAAGAUAGCACGUGUGCGAUUUGCUUGUGUGAUUUUGAGGAGGGUGAGGAGUUACGGACCUUGCCCGUGUGUAUGCACUCGUACCACGUGGCAUGCAUCGAUAUGUGGCUAUAUUCCCAUUCAAGUUGUCCCACGUGUCGCUCUCCCGCCAUGCCUUCCUCUUGUAUUUUAAGAAACGAAUCCAAAUACGGCCAUGCUUCCAACCGCUAA